CGUCGUCAUGGAGACGGUUUGUUGUUUAUAACCCGCGAGGAGCCUGAACACACCUGAACACAAAGAGCACGAGGAGCUGAAGCUACUGCAGGUGAUGGCGAGGCGUGAUGAUGUCAUCGAUUUCUCUGCGCUGGAGAGAGAGCUUCAGCGGGCGAUCGAGUCUGAGCAGAGAUACGAGAGAGAGAAUGAGGCCAAACUGAGAGCGGUCGGCCAGAGAGUCACCUACAGCCAGUUCAGGGACCUGGUCCUGUCGUCUCACCUGAAGCCUCUGGAGAGGAAGGACAAAGACGGAGCUCCACGGAGACAACCCUGGAACCCCGUCGCCCCGAGCAACCAGUGAUGGCUGGUCGCCCCCAGCAACCAGGAGCAGUUUGAGCUGAUGAGAACCUCGUAUGGUGGAACUGUUGUUGUUUUUGAUCUGGAGAUACGAGGUUUUAACGGAUCACACAUAUUGAUCACUUUAAAUAAAAUAAAUAUGAAACGUUGAAAUAAGAAAAAGAAAUAAAAGUUUGAUAUUUUA
This is a messenger RNA of Morone saxatilis (striped sea-bass), 520 nucleotides long. It is a transcript of the gene dnaaf19, whose product is annotated as coiled-coil domain containing 103. Bases 95 to 340 code for a protein of 81 amino acids. Gene Ontology annotation, cellular component: outer dynein arm. Gene Ontology annotation, biological process: inner dynein arm assembly; epithelial cilium movement involved in extracellular fluid movement; determination of left/right symmetry. The transcript has 3 exons. NCBI's taxonomy places the organism in Eukaryota, Metazoa, Chordata, Actinopteri, Moronidae. The record is from RefSeq and is a predicted model, not a curated record.